UCGGACAGGGUGGUGUGCUACCCCUCUCUCGCGAUUUCGCGGCUCCGUUGUGUGCGUGUGCGCAUACGUCAGCUUGCCAUGCGAGACGUACCACGUUGUACGUCUCCCCGAGCGGUUGUGCCUCGGACACGCGUUGACAGAUACGAAGCGUGAGGAAGUGAGUCCACGAACAGUAUUUUGAGUCACUGCGAUCUCCAGGUCACCGUGAUUUUAAAUUGUCGCGAGAAAAUCAGAGCGUGUCGAGCGGAGCCGAGAUACGUUGCUCAAUCAUAAAUUAUUCGUCAGAACGCGCAGAACGAUUGACUGUACAACGCAAUCCGCGUAAUCGCGCGCCGCUCCGAGCUGUCACGCGAAACCAUCGCUCAUUUAAAUGGAGCAACCCGACGAAACUGUCGUUCGUCGAAGCUCACAGCCGUCCUCGAUAUCCACUGCCGCAUAAACGCACGACGGGGCACGCUCGAGCGAAUGAAAAAUUCGAUAAAGGCGGAUCGUUUUCCAUUCGGGAGGAACGCCGCGACGACGAGGAGGAGGAGGACGACGACGACGAAACGCGAAAAAGGUCCACUUGACUCCGCGAGAUCGAGCGCGGCGCGAACGCUGGCGCGUUCUCUUUCAAAAGACGAUUGUACCGAAUUCGUCAUCCACGCGUCGACGAUCACCGGCGAUCAAAUGUACAUCGACUGACGUUCAAAGGGAUAUAUAUAGGGCGGAGUGGAUGCUCCGAGCCAACGACGCGACGCGACGCGAGACGCCAGGACGCCCCCGUAAUUCGCGCGCCGUACAGAUGUCCUUUCGCGUGUACGAGGAUCCUUUUCAGCGGAUGUGCGCACGGCGGGAGAGAUAGAUCGUCUUCGACGUAAUCUGCCGUUGACGUGACCUAGCCUAACUUUUAGCUCCGAACUCCACCUGGUCUCUUCGUCCACCCCCCUCCCCUCCGUCGCGUCUCCCAGGCUUAUCGUGUGUGUGAGAGUGUGUGUGACGGCGCGCGCGGCUGUUCUUCCAAACUGUGUCCCGUCGGAUGGGGUGUAACUUCGCGCAUUAGCUGGGGAAUUAACGACGCACGCCGAAGAUGCAGUAAAGGAUUCAGCUCUUGCGGAAGUUAUCACGUUCGGACAUCGACACGGGCCUGUGACCACCUUGCGACCAUCACGAUGCUAGGAACGUGCUUGAUGACCGAUGCGGUCAGGACAGCGGAUAGUUAGUGAUGAGGAGGAGCAAGUUAUCGGCGUGCCGACGGCCCAGGUCACCAGUAACAUGCCAGUCCUUGGUCCCAGCGCCGAUCCAACUCCACUUCGAGGACUUCUGAUCGCCAUCUUCGUCCUAUUGUCCCUGCCGCGUUGUCGCUGCACGGAUCUAGGACAAUGCACUACAGCGUUGGGCAUGGAGAGCGGAGAAAUCCCUGAUGAAGACAUCUCGGCGAGUUCUAUGUACGAUCCCAGCCUUGGACCGAAACAUGCCAGGCUACGACAAGACAAGGGCGGUGGCGCUUGGUGCCCGAGAAAUAUGGUAACCAAGGAAGGCAAGGAAUACCUGGAGGUGAACCUGCACACCCCGCGUUUACUGACGUCCACCAAGACGCAGGGCAGAUUCGGCAACGGCAACGGGGUCGAGUACACCGAGGAGUACUUUGUCGAGUAUUGGCGGCCAGGGUUCAACAAGUGGGUGCGAUGGAGGAAUCGACGUGGCGUAGAGGUUUUGUUGGGCAAUAACAAUCCAUAUAAGGAAGAGGAGCAGAUCUUCGAUCCAGCUAUAGUCGCAACAAAAAUCCGCUUCAUCCCUUACACCUCUCACAUGCGUACAGUGUGUAUGCGCGUAGAGCUUUACGGCUGUUCUUGGACGGAGGGUCUCGUCUCGUAUUCCAUGCCCCAAGGAAUCAAGAGGGGCUCCGAGGUUGACCUUUCCGACAGGACGUAUGAUGGCCGCGAAGAAGCGGGUUACCUCUCCGGGGGACUUGGUCAACUUGUCGACGGGCAAAGGGGUUCCGACAACUUCAGAUUGGACGUCAGCGGCAACGGAAAGGGAUACGAAUGGGUCGGCUGGCGAAACGACACACCCAACAUGCUCGGACGUCCGGUGGAAAUAACUUUCGAGUUCGACUACUCGAGGAACUUCACUGCCAUACACCUACACAUGAACAAUUACUUCACGAAGGACGUGCAGGUCUUCUCGUACGCGAAGGUCUACCUCGGCACAGGUGGCAACCAGUUUACCGGCGAGCCUGUCCAUUUCUCUUACAUCCCCGAUCAGGUGCUCGAGCAGGCGCGCGAGGUCACCAUAAAGCUGCAUUCGCGCGCCGGCCGUUUCCUAAAGUUGCAGCUCUACUUCGCCGCACGGUGGAUCAUGCUCAGCGAAGUAAUCUUCGAAUCAGUUAUCUCCGAAUGGAACAAUACCGAGGACGAGGAGGCGAAGAACAAGAGCGCCAUUGUACUGGCGACCGGCAGCCCCUAUCAAAAUAACGAGGGUCCACUGCAGAGAGACGAAGUGAAGGCUACUUUUAAUAAGGAGGAAAGCAAAGAUAACACCUUUCCAGAUAAGAGCAAGGAACCGGAAUCGAGGCAGUUCGUCGGUUUAGUUAUCGGCAUCCUGACGACCGUAAUUGUGAUGCUGCUCGCGGCGAUCAUGUUCAUCUUCUAUAGGAACCGUAGGCUCAAAGCUGCUCUCGCACCGUCAAACUUCUACGAUCAACAGGGUGAUCUCAAGGUCUCCGUGCCGGACGAGGGCGAGGACAAGGGACCAAUUUGCCCGCCGCUUCCGGCGCAGUAUCAACCAGCCACCUACAGCACGACGACGCCGCAAUUACACAAAACCGUCACGGAUUACACCGGGAUCAACGAGGUGCAGCCGGUUAUUCCGCUCCUGCUUAACUCGACGAUCAAUCUUGCCAGGCCAAUUCCGGCGGUCCAAGAAUAUCCGUCUAACCCGCCGCCCAUACCGCCCCCGCCGGAAAAGUAUUACGCCAGUACGGAGAUCUGUAAGAGUCCUCUACCACCACUGCCACCAUCGCCGACACCGAGUACGCCACCGCCAACGAGCGCGAAAGCCUCUAGCAGCGUAACUAGCUACAGUCCGGAGGAUAUGCUCACGGAGGAAGAGGAGGAGAUACCCGAGUGCGUCCUUGAUUUUCCACGGGAAAAACUCAACAUCGUUGAAAAUCUUGGCUGCGGAUACUUCGGCGAUGUUCACCUCUGCGAGGUCGACAGGUUUCCUGGAUACGACGAGGUCUUCAGAAAUACCUCCAGCGAUCUAGUUAUUGUUAAAUCCUUAAAGCCAGGAUCUUCUGACGCUCUUAGGAUAGAAUUUCAACAGGAGGCAAAGAGACUGGUACGACUCGCCGAUCGAAAUGUCGCGCGGCUACUCGGUGCCAGCCUCGAGGACGAUCCCAUGUGCAUCGUAUUGGAAAACGGCGAAUACGGGGAUUUGAAUCAAUACCUGCAGAGUCACAUCGCCGAAACUUCCAACUUGCACACGGCCAAAACGCUCAGACAGGGAAGGCACACGUGCAAGGGCGACGUCUGGGCGUUUGCCGUCACGCUGUGGGAAAUUCUGACGUUCGCGCGCGAGCAGCCCUUUGAGGAGUUUCCGGAUCAUCGAAUAGUGGAGAACGCGACUUUCUUUUAUCAAGAGGAUGAACGAAGGAUGAUACUACCGCUGCCAAAGAACUGUCCUAAAGAGAUCUACGAUCUGAUGCGCGAGUGUUGGCAGAGAAACGACGUCGACCGACCAAACUUUCGCGAGAUCCAUCUGUUCCUGCAACGAAAAAAUCUCGGUUACAAGCCCGGCGAGUCGAACGACACCUGAUAUAGAGAACUGGAAGGCUGGAACCUCAUCCGGCUUUCUAUGAUCGGCGAGUUAAACGGCAAUUGGUGGAACUGCCCUUCAUCGACCAAGUUAGACCAAGUCAGACCAAGUUAGUACUUAGGAUGACGAUCCGUAAAUCGGCUAUAAACGAGCAUGAAUUGUUUGUGCGGCAUGGUCGGAUGCGUUCACAGUGUCGAUGAUAACUAUAUUGUACGAUGGCACUUACGAAGAUGUUAGGAAUCUACGAGCUGAUCGCGCCAAGAAACUUUCCACGGUUCACGACAUUAAUAUCACAUUUUUUUGGCCGUUGACAUACAUCGUUGUGAAUAGCGCUGUGAAUUUAAUCGAUAACUGGUAUGAACCGCACAAAUCACCGUCGCCGUAGCGUCCGUGUGGAAACUACAAAGACAUUAUCUAUACAAAAUUUACUUUUUUAAUGAUUUCUUUGCGCGAAUCAAAACUGCAGAACGUUAUCGCUGCAAAUGGAUUGACAUCUGUCUCACCGAGAUACGCAUAAUCUAAGAAUGCGCAAUGCUUGACGAUAGCGAUAGAUUAUUAAUUUUAUAAGCACACUAUUUUUUAAUCUGCGAGAUAUUAAAUUUUGUAUAGAUCAUUUGAUUGACAUAUCAUUGGAAAUUUGUGAUUAUUAUGUUACACGCUUAAUUAACGUGAAAGCUACUCGAUCUUCCGGCUUGUUCUCUCGUGCAACUUCUUUUCUCGUUUCUCUUUUCUUUCUUUGCUCAUUAUUCUUAUAUCAAUCUACAGAAGUUACGGAUUGACGGAUAGUCCGAGCGAUAAUGAUACCGAGUACCCACGACAUCGAGUAUCCACGUCCGUGCAAUCGAAAUCGAUAGAUUAUGAUUUUGAUCCGUGGCAUUCGAUACGAAAUGGAACGUCACUAGUGCUGGCAAUAUGAGGGGAGCACGUUCGAUAAAUCGCACAUACGCUGUUCCGAAAUUGAUACUGUCAGCAAACAAGCUUAUGAUAUUCCCGCCGUAACGGCACUCGUGUCACGUUCGGGGAUAUACGUGGAUCGGGCUCGAAAAUCGCGCGUUCUACGUAACAUUUCCACCGACGAUAACGUAGUCAUUUCUGAACUCCGAUCCUUGAAAUGAAAAAAAGUGGACCUUUAGAUCGGAGUCUCGCCGACUUUUUCGUGAGAUUACGUUAUUUGUUCUCGGGCCUUUUUUAUAUGUCGGUUUCAUAACGUGUUUCAUAACGUGUUCAUAACGAAAAAGAAAUUUGUUUUCCCACAAAAAAAGAAUAGAUCUAUAUAUACACGUAUACAUAUACCAUUUUUAAGACAAUUAAGCGCGUUGUUGUUUUUAGGAAAGCAAAAUCUACGAGCGUAUACGACCGAAUCGAUCACAAUAUUAAUCAAUGUGUUUCCGCGAACAAAACUACUUAUAGCCUUUGCUCCGUUUUAUUUUUCAACCUAUCGAGAAGACAAAUGUAAAGACAGGCUAAUUAUCGUUCAUCCAACCGUUUAAUUGCACGACCAAUAUCCUUCCCUCCAAUUCACUCGGACGACGAUUUCUCUCGUUAACUUUUUAAUUGAACUCUCGCCACAGCGGCGCGCAGAAAGAAUUAUACGAACGUCGCUUCAAGGAGCUUAUCAAUGCACAAAAAAAUUUAUGAAAUGGGUUAAGAGGAACAGUUCUGUAAAAUUAAUCAUUGCGUCGUACGGGAAGCAUUUUUCGCGAAGAGUACUCUUAAGCCGCGCGUUAAGUUUGCGUUAAGUUCUCUUAAACUACUCUUAAGCUUAAGAUGCGCUUAGCCAAAGUGCAUAAAUGUUUGACAAUACCAUUAGAGGUUGCAGUAUAAAUUCAUAUAAAGUGUGUAAAGAAUGUUGAAGGAUUAAUCGACAAUGUAAAUUAUUAGAUCAUUCUAUAAGACCGCGGCAUUCUAUUGGCGGUCGUAUCGCAUAAUCGUUUUAGGGUUGUUAGCUCUAUCGAUACACAAAACUUCUCUCGUGCCCCGUUGCUCGACAUUCGGCAAGAACCGUAAUAUGUCGGAUAUAUCGUGAUUCUAGAUGGGGAAAACAGGAGUACAUGUGACCUGAUGUUAAGUUUAUAGUAUGGAAUAGAGAUGGGCGAUUUACCCGGUAAAUGUUUCUGCUGCAUUUGAUAUGCAUAAAAAUUCGAUCGGCUCUCCAAACAAUCUAUAUAGACUAUAAACGUUUGAUAUAAUCCGCUUAACUAUAUAUAUUAUGUAUACAUGCUUUCUUUUGACGAUCAAAUUUAUGAGGUCAUCAUUUAUUCUUUGGACUCUUUUGUCCCCCUACUCGACCUGAUACACAUAUCCCAACAGUAAAAUACAUUUCCAGGUAAAUGGCUGUCGUUAGUAUGAAAUACUGAAAGACUUAUAUACUUGUUAGAAUGGUUCUGUACGUAUAUAGCGAAAGGAAAACAAUAGUUGUGCGAAACGCGACGAGAGAUAUUCCGUGACGUCCAAAAACUUGUACGUCGCGUAAAUCCCGAUACGUUGUUCUAGGUACCUAGCCUCGCGCAGGCUAAGAAAACUCAUGCUCGUGAUCUGUAAGAUAAUUAAAAGUAGAACAUAUAAGCGAUGAAUGUGUACAAUUAAGCAAUUAUGGAAAAAGAUUCUCAUUCCUUUUUUGUAACGUGUCCUUCGUGGAAUUUAUUUUAUGAUUUAUAUCAGAAGCGAAAUCAGUUAAAAAGACUAUAUCUCAUUGUCAGAUUAAUAUGGAAUGAGUCCAUUAAUAAAUGUCCUUUUUAAUUUUUUAAUCUUUAUAUCGUUAAUCUUUGUAUUUUCAUAUUUUCUAUUAAUGAUUUUAUCUGUUUCUCUUAUAUUUUCGUUUUCAUUAUUUAAACAUUAUCCAGAUCGCUAAUUAAAAAUUCAUUAGUUGGAUCAAGAUUCAAGGUUCUGUAAAUUGACAACGACAAAUAAACGACGGAUCAAGGAUGUUUUGCACGAUUUCGCUUGAUUGUCGCUUGAUUAAUUGUGAAAAUGCGAAGUCUAAUUAUUGACGUGACGUUGAUGAAUUAAUAUAUAAAGGUUAAGAAUAUCUUAAGGACUACUGCCACUGCGUUAGCGAAACGAAUAUAUCGAGUGAUAUCAAUCGCGACCUUUCGAUUCGAGGUUCAGCGAUCAAUACUUUAUAAAAUAUCUCAAUUCUUUAUAUACCCAUGUUCAAUCUUUCAAAUGUAUGUAAUUGAUACGAUCGCCAGAAAAUCCGAAUGUGUUCGAUCCUGCAGGAUUCACGGAUGUAUCUUUUACAGGGCCGAUGUAUAUACAUAUAAUCACUUAAGAGAAUAUAUUAUGUGGUGAUAAUUUUAGACUACAGCUUCCUGCACGAUCGAACGUGUGUGACUCAAACUACAUUAUUGUACUUCUUCCUACAAAAAGAAAUGUAAAAUUAGAAACUUUCGCGUAUACUUGUAUCAGUCCUUUUAAUUUACUCAACGAGAAGGUUCAACAUCGUGGAUUAUAUUAUUGACACUUAACGAAAGUGUAGUAAAUUAUUUUAUAUAAAAAAAAUUUGCUUUAAAUAAUAAACAUAUCUUUCUGAUGAUAGAAUUAUCAUAAUUAUCAUUGAAAAUUCAACAUAUCGCAUACAUAUCGUCGUCUCUAUUGACUUCAAAAGAUGAUUGAUUUUAAUAAAUCAACUUACAACGACAGUUCUUUCUGUAGGAAGCGUUCUCCUUGACGUUCAGAGAAAAAACCGUAAGUGUGAAAAUUAUUAUAGAUUAUUACGUAAUCUAAUCGACUCCGCCGACUAUUUAUUCUCAACAUAGCGAUAAUCUAUUAAACAGACGGAAAAGAACACUUUGUACAUUUUUUAAUAAUGAAAAAACCUUAACUGUUGUAAAUGCAUCGACUCUGGGAUCUCGCCAUUAUACGUUUCUUCCAACGAGUGCAUCGGCGAAGUGAUCGAAAGUGGAUCAGGCCGCAGAAUUGAGAAAUUCCAUCCACUGCAGAAGCCUCCUUAAAUCACGCACAGUGAUAUUACAUAAACUUGAUAUACAGCGUAAUUAUUAAGAUACGUUAAAUAAUAAACGAAGAUAAGCAGGACUUGUAGUAAAGUGAGAGAAAGAACAUUUGCAAAAUUUAUACAAUGAGAUUUUAUAUACCGUCUCGAAAACUGCCCGACGUCGCUUAAUCGCCUAAUACGUAUAACACAAUUCAAUGCCAUCGACCAAUAUAUGUCGAGGAAGACAAUAUCGCAAAAUGCGCUUCGGCAGUGGUACAAAAUACGAUUCAAUGAGAAAAGAACUUUACCAUUUCUCCGCGGCGAACGAAAAAGAUUUACACAAUUUAUUCGGGCAUCGCUCGAGCGUAUCCACCGUUCGCUCUGGAGUCUGAUUUUCGUUGAACAACGCAUUCUCUCUUUUACCAGCUCAAACGAGCUCUAUUUUUCAUGCGUACGCAGCCAAUGGCAGCGGCCCGAUCGCGCACUCGCCUCUCGCCGUUAGACGCAAACAAAAGUCGAAACUCGGACGCUCCCCGAGUACACGCGGAUUCCGCGUUUGCCGAUGGAAUUUAAUAUCUGCUGCCUUCGUUACGAAACACACGGCCAUCGCUUUUUUCCCCACCCUUUUCCCCACUCGUUCGCCUCAUCCCUCACUAUUCAUUCUUCGCGCUCGUUUCUCAAUGCGAUCGAGGAGGUAUCGGCCGGAGAGAGAGACACGAUCUUUUGCUUAAAAUACAUACGAUAGAAUCGAACGAGAUGGAACAGCAGUGUUCGGAACACAAAUCGAAUUAAAUUCCUGCAUUUCGCGUAUAACAUCGCUGUUGUUCGGAUGCAUCGCAUGCCAAUUUGGGAAUUCUUUGAUUUCCAGGUAGCCACACUGACAUACUCGCGUGAGUGAAAUAUGUAUGAGAACAUUUGAUAAUUGAUUCUUUGUUAAAAAUAUUCUGUAUAACAAAAGAAAAUCUGUAUUACAUCUGUGUAUCGCGUAAAAUUUAAUAAUAUAGAAAAGUAAUCGAUAAUUUGUGAAUUUAAUGUUUCACAAGUUUCUACGAUUUUAUUUUCAAAAUAUUCGCGUAAGCGUGAGCUGGCUUCUGAUUUCUCAAAAUCUCAAGUUAUUUGAGACGAUAUAAACAUUGCGAUAUAUAUAAAGAGAUGCUUUUAUUGAUUUCGUGUAGAGAACCCGACAUAUAUCUCCAGUUCGCAUUCGUCUAUCAUAUUAUUGUUGUCUGUAGUAAUUUAAGUAAAAACCGUGCGUUCACUCUGUCUCUCCCUCUCUUCCUCUCCCUCUCUCUCUCUCUCUCUCUCUCUCUCUCUCUCUCUUGCGCGCGCGCGCGCACGCCCACGACAGCCUUUAGACAAAUAAAUAUCGUCGUUCCAAGCUGCUAGACAUGCACGGCGAAACGGCACACGCCAAUCUCUGCGUGCAAAUAUAAACGGCGAAAUGGGUUGUAAAUAAGCAAACUGCGCACGGCGGGUCACUAGUAUAAAGCCAGUUAUCUAUUGUUAUCGGCGGACAUAUUGACUACUGUACGCGAUCAGACGUACCCUUCCCCGGCUGUCUCCUUCCUCCCUUGCGAUCCUGUAUAAAUGUCACGCAUCUGUAUUUAAUACGUUUGUACAUAGCGAUUCGUUUUCAAUAAAUAUUCAACGCUUUGA
This is a messenger RNA of Temnothorax curvispinosus, 9388 nucleotides long. RefSeq names its product discoidin domain-containing receptor 2-like (gene Ddr). The transcript has 17 exons. Bases 1177 to 3798 code for a protein of 873 amino acids. The record is from RefSeq and is a predicted model, not a curated record. Gene Ontology annotation, cellular component: signaling receptor complex. Gene Ontology annotation, molecular function: ATP binding; protein tyrosine kinase collagen receptor activity; collagen binding. Gene Ontology annotation, biological process: multicellular organism development; positive regulation of kinase activity; protein phosphorylation. NCBI's taxonomy places the organism in Eukaryota, Metazoa, Arthropoda, Insecta, Hymenoptera, Formicidae.